Polistes canadensis is the source of this 1858-nucleotide messenger RNA. RefSeq names its product CDK-activating kinase assembly factor MAT1 (gene Mat1). The transcript is spliced from 2 exons. The record is from RefSeq and is a predicted model, not a curated record. Gene Ontology annotation, cellular component: transcription factor TFIIH holo complex. Gene Ontology annotation, molecular function: cyclin-dependent protein serine/threonine kinase activator activity. NCBI's taxonomy places the organism in Eukaryota, Metazoa, Arthropoda, Insecta, Hymenoptera, Vespidae. Gene Ontology annotation, biological process: positive regulation of cyclin-dependent protein serine/threonine kinase activity; nucleotide-excision repair; regulation of transcription by RNA polymerase II. Bases 352 to 1314 code for a protein of 320 amino acids.
ACUCCUUGUGUAGUCUCCAUGGUUAUAAGGACUCAUCAGAAAAAUCUAAAGUAAGGUUUUGAGGGUUAGAGUCAAAUGUUGUUCGUAAACAAGUUACAGGAGUGGUAUUUUUUUAUACGUUUUAUUAUUAUUAAUAUUAAUUAAUAAUUAACCGGAUUAAGAUUAUAUAUCCCAUUAUUUAUAUCUAUCUAUUUAAAAUGAUUAAUUUGUUACUGAAUAAUUUGUUGUGUGUUUCAAGAUUAUAGAACAUUAUUUUAUUUGUUAAUACAGUUAUAUAUAUUUUAUUGAUUAUAUUAUAAUACAAUUGUAUUAUAGUAGCAACUAUUGUUAGUUUAUAAAUAUUUGACCAAAAUGGAUGAUCAAGCUUGUCCAAGAUGCAAAACUACAAAAUAUCGAAAUCCGUCAUUAAAAAUGAUGGUAAAUGUUUGCGGACAUACUCUAUGCGAGAGUUGUGUAGAUCUAUUAUUUUUAAAAGGUUCCGGAUCCUGCCCAGAAUGUCAUAUUCCAUUACGAAGAACAAAUUUCCGUGUUCAAAUGUUUGAAGAUCCUAUGGUAGAGAAGGAAGUAAAUAUAAGAAAAAAGAUACUUAGGGAUUUUAACAAAAAGGAAGAGGAUUUUGCUACAUUGCUAGAAUACAAUGAUUAUUUAGAAGCUGUCGAAAAUAUAAUAUACAAUUUGGCUAAUGAUAUUGAUGUGGUUGAAACAAAUAAGAAAAUAGAUCAGUAUAAAAAAGAUAACAAGGAUCAAAUAAAUAAGAGUAAAUCUAAACUUGGUAGAAAGGAAUAUGAAUUGGAAGAACUUUUAGAAUUAGAAAAACAGCAAGAAGAAGAAAGACGGUUAGAACUUGCUAAAGAAGAAAUGGAAGCAAAGAAGAAAAAAAUCAGAGAUAAAGAGGCUUUAAUAGAUGAACUUACAUUCUCAGAAGGGAAUGCUAAAAGUAUUGUUGAUACGUUUACAUCAGCGAUACAGAAUUCCAAGAAAGAAGCAAGGACCUCCUCUCCUAAAGCUACUCAAUUUAGUACGGGAAUAAAGUUUGGAAAACAAGGAACGCAAAGCUACUUACAAAUUCCAAAAGUAGAAGAAGGACCAAUGUUUACAUAUAAUGCUAUUAGACAACAAACAGAAGGACCAGACGUUCCUAGUUGGCGUGAAAUUCAAACUCGAGGAUAUAUAUCGCAUGUUCGUGCAGAGACAAAAGCGGAAAGAGCAGGAGGAUUUAAAGCACAUGUUGCUUGUUUAAGGGCAUUAGAAGAAGCUAUGGCUAGUUUAUAUCACAAUCCUUCACAGCAUACUACAGAAUUUACAACAGUUUGAUUUCAAGUAUUUUUGUAACUUUUUGUUUGUUUAUUUUAUUGUUGUUAUAUAAAUACAUUCAAACUAUGUGCCAAAAGCUGUAAGUGCCUCAGUUCUAUAAAUAUUGUCUUUAUAUCAACUGCUAUAGUUAACAAAUGAUAUUAAUAAUUUUACAAGCAAUAGAAAAUUUUUAUCUCAUCAGGGUACGGCAAUCAUAUGCAAUCUAUGAUUUUUUUCCAACUUUGCACACUUGCAGUGGUUCAUGAGGAAUGUACAUUGCAUCCUCUAGAAAUUUUGGAGUAGAAAUUUUGCAAAAAUUCUUAUGUUCACUUAUGUCUUUUGCUUUGGUAGUGUAAUGAAAAAAAUCGGAAGUUGCACAUGUUUGUUGUACCCUUGUUAGGUUUUUUCUCAGUGUAUGGAAAUGUUCGUCUUAGUUAGAUUAAUGUUGCUUCAGUUAUAGUAAUAUGAAGUUAUCUAGUUAUAGAUAUAUAAACAAAAAUUAAUGUAUAUAUACAUGUUUUGUGUUCAUGGAAUUUCUAAUUAAGGAAGAAAAAUAGUCUAAUAA